AUGGGUAACUCUACAGGAUCCACCGUGGAAGAUCUCCAGGCUGUGGAGAAGCACCUCUGGUAUAAGAAGUUCAUGACAGAGUGUCCUUCGGGUCAGCUCACCCUGCAUGAGUUCAAGCAGUUCUUUGGGCUCCGGGGACUGGAUGCUGAGGCCAACGCCUACAUUGAGCAGAUGUUCCGCACGUUCGAUAUGAACAAGGAUGGCUACAUAGACUUCUUGGAGUAUGUGGCUGCUCUGAGCCUGGUGAUGCGAGGUAAAAUGGAACAUAAACUCCGCUGGUACUUUAAGCUGUAUGAUGUGGACGGCAACGGGUGCAUUGAUCGAAGUGAGCUGCUAAACAUCAUAAAGGCUAUCCGUGCAAUCAAUGGGAAUGAAAACCAGGAAGUUGAUGCGGAGGAGUUCACCAACCGGGUGUUUGAUAAGAUAGAUGUCAACGGAGAUGGGGAGCUGUCUUUGGAGGAGUUUGUGGCGGGGGCUCACACUGACGAAGACUUCAUGGAAGUGAUGAUGAAGACCUUGGAUCUCACCCACAUAGUCGCCAUGAUCCACAAUCGGAGGCACAGUGUUUAG
Oncorhynchus masou masou (cherry salmon) is the source of this 570-nucleotide messenger RNA. RefSeq names its product guanylyl cyclase-activating protein 1-like. The coding region runs from base 1 to 570 and encodes 189 amino acids. The transcript is spliced from 4 exons. The record is from RefSeq and is a predicted model, not a curated record. NCBI's taxonomy places the organism in Eukaryota, Metazoa, Chordata, Actinopteri, Salmoniformes, Salmonidae. Gene Ontology annotation, molecular function: calcium sensitive guanylate cyclase activator activity; calcium ion binding.